AUUCUAGACUCCUUACACCCAACUCAUAAAUAUUACCACCUCUAAUUCCACCUCUCAUCCUAUAAUCCAAGCAAAAGUUGAUUGUUAUCUCUCUCUCAAAAACCCACUUUGAUACUUGCUCUUUCCUUUAACAAUUAGCUAGAUCGCCUUGUUCAGAUUCUUGUGUUACUGAAUGGAAGACGCUUCGAGCAGUAAUAGCAAUAAACUAGAUGAGUCAGGUGCGUUAGCUUUCAUAGGAAAGAUUAUGUUGGGGGUAAUCAUAUUUCUGUUCCUGGUUGUGAUCUUCAUAUUCUUCCUUCACCUUUACGUGAAGUGGUCCAGGAGUCGUCGCCGGCAAGAAGACUCCAAUGGCGGCACAGAGCGCCACCACAAAGUCAAAGUUCAGGGACUUGACCCGUCAAUACUCAAAACAAUUCCUGUACUUGCAUUUGAUGCUAAAGAAUUCAAAGAUGGAACACUGGAAUGUACUAUUUGUCUUUGUGAUGUCACUGAGGGUGAAAAGACAAGAUUUUUACCAAAAUGUAAUCAUGGGUUUCAUGUUGAUUGUAUUGACAUGUGGUUUCAAUGUCAUUCCUCUUGUCCUCUUUGUCGUAACGCAGUUUCCACAACUGGGGAUAAAACACUCGAGUCAGUGGAAUCGGAGGUUGAGGCUUCAACAGAGUUGCCUAAUUUUCCGACCAAUGUGCUGUAUUGGGGAAAUGAGACUCAAGUUAGCACCUUGUGUAGUAAUCCUUGUUUGGAGUCAACAGCAUCUACGAGUAAUAACCGGCCACAUGGAAUGUUGGUUAUCGAUAUUCCAGGGCGAAUUAAUGAAGAAGAGUCGAAAUCUGUAAUGCCUGAAAGACUGAGGCGUUUGAUGAGGCUUUUGAGCGGGGAUAGAAGGGCGAAUAAUCCUUCUAGUUCGCGAAAUGUAGAUAUAGAACAAGGAGGUGGUAGAAGCCCGAGCUAGCACGGACUCAGAGAGCGAUUCAACAAGGAUUUCUAUUGUUGAGCCGGGUGAGCCAGGCUGCACUCGCCUUUUUGAAUUGGCUAUGCCGAAAGAGUCCCCACGUCCGCUUUUCUCCGCCCGCAAUCCAAUAAGUUGGCAAAGCCAACACAAGAUUAGGGUCGUCUCAUUCAUUCUAUACUGACCCCGGCCCGGGCUGGCUUCUUGGGAAGCCCAUUCGCAUCAUUC
Messenger RNA from Nicotiana tabacum (common tobacco), 1174 nucleotides. Its product is annotated as RING-H2 finger protein ATL60-like. NCBI's taxonomy places the organism in Eukaryota, Viridiplantae, Streptophyta, Magnoliopsida, Solanales, Solanaceae. Gene Ontology annotation, molecular function: transferase activity. Gene Ontology annotation, biological process: protein ubiquitination. The record is from RefSeq and is a predicted model, not a curated record.